AUGAUCCUUUCUAUCACGAUUAGAACUACCGGGGCACCCAACUAUGCAGCAAUAAUCCCCGUCUCCUCCCCCGACGAUUCACUCCACAAAAUCUUGAGGUUUUUGGAUGAUCAUGACAUCGACAUGGAUGAUCAUGAAAUAUACAGGAAUUACGUUUUUGGGUACGAAAUCUAUGAUUUUAGCUCUAAUCCAUGGAGGGUUCUUGAUAUCGCUCCCCACUGGGAUAUAGAUUCUUAUCAACGCGGUGCGUCUUUGAAGGGAAACACAUACUUUAUUGCUAAGGACAAAAUAAUAUUUGAAGAGGAUGGAGAGAUACCAGAGCCGGCAGACUAUAUACUCUGUUUUGAUUUUACAACGGAGAGCUUCGGACAGUCUCUUCCUCUCCCGUUUCAGCAUUUUCGUUUCGAUGUUGGAGCUCUAUCUUCUCUUAGAGACGAGAAACUCGCUGCAUUAUAUCAGAGCGUGGAUAGAUCAGAGGUGGAGAUUUGGGUUACAACUAUGAUUGAGCCCAAUGCUCUGUCGUGGAACCCUUUCUUAAAAGUUGAUAUGAACAAACACUAUGGUUCUGGUUUUCAGUUUCACUAUGACGGUGGCAGUUUCUUCAUAGACGAGGAGAAGAAAGUCGCCGUGGUUUUUCACUUUGACGAAUCCGAAAUGACCCGCUAUAAGGAUGCAGCUUACAUCAUUGGAGAUGAUGGGUACGUUAAAAAAGUGUGUCUUGGCGAAACUGUGAAUCAAGGAGCAUCUCUCAACUUCAGCGAAUAUGCGGCUUCUUGCCCACUUGUGUGUUGUGGCUCUUUUGUUCCAAGUUUAGCACAUCUCAACCAACUUGCAGGAUUCAAAAAGGAAAGAGAAGAAGAGGAGGCGAACCAACAAGCACUCGCGAACAAGAAGACUCACUAUUAA
Molecule: messenger RNA, 906 nt
Organism: Camelina sativa (false flax)
Lineage: Eukaryota; Viridiplantae; Streptophyta; Magnoliopsida; Brassicales; Brassicaceae
Source: RefSeq, a predicted model, not a curated record